UUUUUUCUUGGUCAGCAAAUUGAGUUGUUGGCAACGAGACAACCUUCAAAACUAAACUGAGUUGCAAUAGUUGUGACUUUUUUAAAUCACGAGAAAGUGAGUGCAGCGCCUCUAGUGUCAUUUUUUACCCGGAAAAUACAGAGUGAAGCGAACCUCUUUUGGUUUUGGUACUGUUAUUCUCAGAAAACUCUUAAAGAACUUGCAAAUUGUAAGAUCCCGUCCAAAAAUCUCAUUUGAAGUGCAAGAGUUACCACUUGAGGCAAUACAAAAGACGCUGAAAGAUGCCUUCAGCAGCUUCUCAAGUUCAGCAGAAUGGCCAAGAAGUUGAAAGACACGGUCGGCGAUUCUUACUGAUGGAGCGCGCUGAUGGUAAUCCUUCGGGAAUGGCUUCAGUGCUGCCUUACAAUAUCAAAGAUACCCUGAAUAACUUUGGGCAGUUAAAGAUUAGUCUUCUCCGGAAUCACACUGUUUUGAUUGAGACUCAAGACUCUAAUCAAGCCAAAAGCGUGCUUGGUGUCACUAAAGUCGGAAAUGUGGCUGUGAAAGUAUCUGAACAUCCAAAGCUCAAUAGAUCUCAAGGGGUGAUCAAGUGCUGGAACUUCUGCAAUUGUGACCCAGCAGAGCUUCUAGAGCACCUUAAGGAGUACAAUGUGGUGGGAUUGAGGCAAAUCAAAAGACACAUGACACCUGCUGAAGAAGCAAAGUGUAUUGAGCAAAAAAAGAAACCCAGAAGGAAGAAUACUGGAAUCUUUCUGGUCACUUUCGAUACUCCAGAUCUCCCUUCCAAACUCAAUGUGGGUCUUGGGGAAGUUGAAGUUCAGCGCUAUAUUCCUAAGCCACUUAGGUGCUUCAGGUGCCAGCGUUUGGGCCACGCUGUGAUAACGUGCAAGGAAAAGGCUGAACAGAAUUUACCUCAGAAAAAGAACAAGAAACCGCCAAAAUGUAUCAAUUGCUCUGGGAAUCACAUGAGUUGGGAUAAGACGUGCCCGGUUUAUUUGAGUGAAGCAGCAAUUCUAAAGAUAAAGGCAGAAAAGAACGUUCCAUAUUGCAUUGCCAAGACUCUCUUUGAAGAAAGCAGCAAGACUCCGGGUAAGACUGCCACUCAGGAUCAGGUAGCUCCCAUAGACUGCAAGUGCAAUGGGGAUCCUGAAAUUCCUGCCGUGGCCCCAAAAACUAAAAAGAAGAAGAAUAAGAAGAGCGCCUAGGCGAUUUUCCCAAUCAUGAUUCUCAUAAAUUCCUUUGAAACUGAAGUGCCAUUCCUGCCAUUUUCUACUAUUUACAGUGAAUUUAUUAUAUAUUUGAUUAAUUGAAUUAUUUCCUAUAAAUUGAUGAAAUAAAAUUCUUUUCCAUAU
Phlebotomus papatasi is the source of this 1352-nucleotide messenger RNA. RefSeq lists its product as uncharacterized. Lineage: Eukaryota; Metazoa; Arthropoda; Insecta; Diptera; Psychodidae. Bases 282 to 1205 code for a protein of 307 amino acids. The record is from RefSeq and is a predicted model, not a curated record. The transcript is spliced from 3 exons.